GUGAGAGAGAGAGAGAGAGAAACAGAGGGGGAGGGACAGCGACGGUGCUCUUCUUGGUCCUUUCCUCACGAUCCAUUCAGUUCUUUAUUUGAAACCAAAGACGCUUGAACCAAAGAACUGUCAACUCUUCCUCAGAGGAAAAAGAAAAUAAGAAAUAUGUCGCCGUACACACGCUUGGGUUUGCAGGCCUUUUUCACAGCCGUCUUUACCACUACUGAUUUACUGCGACUCCUAACUUCUCCUUCCCAGAACCGCUGUCAUUACCAUUAUUAAAAGCAAGAAAAACAGGGAAAAAAAUGGGGGGAAGGAAGGGUAAAAGGAAAAAAAAAAAAAAGAAAAAAGAUCAGAACCCAGUUUCUCCAGUUGUUUUGUCUCCAGAAAGAUCCAAUCUUUUUUCCAUUUUUCGGGGGCUAACCAGUUAAAUUUGAUCGAAAGUACUGUUUGUCAAGAACCCCAUUUUGCGUUUAUAAUGAAUUUGUAGGGGAGGCACGGAGGGAAAGUCGAGAAAUUUUCACACGCGAUGCAGUGCGAGUGAAGUGAAAAUCUGCAUUCAUAUUUUUGGCACUUUGCAUUAAAACACUGCCGCUUUCAGCCCCCUGCCAUGUCCUGCUGCUUCCGCAGAGAUCUUUUCGGACUUCGGGUCGUCUUUGUCCCUGUCAGAGGCUACUAAUUACUCCCCCUGCCACUGGACCUUUUCUUGUAUGCCCAUUGGCAUUGCCAUUGCGCUCUCAUUCAAUUUCUUUCACCUAACGUUUCAUUUCCGCAGCUCCUCCUGUGUUUGAGCGUGUGUUUUUGGGCAUAGAGGAUCUUCCAUCGAUUUGAUUUUGGUUCGAGUUGGAAGUGCGGGUGUUGUUGGAUGGCUGCUCGGCCGGGCUGUUCGUCGUCGGUGCCGUCGCUGCCGCCGCCGUGCCCGAAGUCGCCGCCGGAGUAUCCGGACUUGUAUGGGAAGCGCCGGGAGGCUGCGAAGGUGCAAAUGCUGGAGAGAGAAAUUGGUUUUCUUGAGGAAGAAUUAAAGUCUCUUGAUGGACUUCCACCAGCUUCCAGAUGCUGCAAAGAGGUUGCCGAUUUUGUUGUGACAAAGGGCGAUCCUCUCAUAGAUCGGAAGGGAAAUAAAUCCUGCCGCUUUUGGAAGUGGCUCUGCGGAAUGUCCUGUUUUAGCCUCUCAUGGUUUUGCUGCUGCUGCUGUUCUGCGUGCCCAGUUCAUUUACAAUUGCCCUGCAGCUGCAAAUGCAACUCGUGCAGCUCAUCUAAAUGUUGCUCGUGUCCAAGUUGCUCAGCACGCAAGUGUCGGUGUUGCUCGUGUCCCAAAUCUGAUUGCUGUAGAGGCAUAUCUUGCUGUUUUAGAAGUUGUACCUUUUCCUUUCCUUCUUGCCCUAGUUGCUCUUGCUCUAGUUGCUCUUGCCCUAGUUGCUCUUGCUCUAGUUGCUCUUGCCCUAGUUGCUCUUGCUCUAGCUGCUCUUGCUAUUCCUGGCCUAGUUGCUCUUGCUCUAGUUGCUCUAGUUGCUCUUGCCCUAGCUGCUCUUGCUGUUCCUGGCCUAGUUGCUCUUGCUUUUCCUGCCCUAGUUCCUCUUGCUGUUCCUGGCCUAGUUUGUCCUGCCUUAAGUGCCCGAAGGUAAGCUGUUGUUUCAGUUGUAACUGUAAAAAAAUAUGUUGUGAUCCUCGCUAUUUAUGUUACUAGCACAAAGUUUAUAUGAA
Molecule: messenger RNA, 1695 nt
Organism: Eucalyptus grandis
Lineage: Eukaryota; Viridiplantae; Streptophyta; Magnoliopsida; Myrtales; Myrtaceae
Product: guanine nucleotide-binding protein subunit gamma 3
Exons: 6
Coding region: 857-1678 (273 amino acids)
Source: RefSeq, a predicted model, not a curated record